Molecule: messenger RNA, 2701 nt
Organism: Doryrhamphus excisus (bluestripe pipefish)
Lineage: Eukaryota; Metazoa; Chordata; Actinopteri; Syngnathiformes; Syngnathidae
Gene: cax1
Product: cation/H+ exchanger protein 1
Biological process (GO): intracellular calcium ion homeostasis; calcium ion transmembrane transport
Cellular component (GO): membrane; endomembrane system
Molecular function (GO): calcium:proton antiporter activity
Source: RefSeq, a predicted model, not a curated record
UUGUGGCGUCGUGUUGUGGUCAAGGAGGCUCCACCACCACCACCACCGUAGGAAACAAGCCACCUUAUCAAAUCAGUACGGAUGACACCCGGGUGAAAGUGGACAUGUCCCACAGAAAGUCCACGCUACUUCCAGGAGGAGACCCGGGGGAGACCCUCAGGAGGAGAUCCACGGUUGACUCCACAGAUGAUCCCGAGCUGAAUCUCCAGUUUCCACGGCAACCGCCCCAAACGGAGCGCCUCUGCACGGGGCUCCAGCAUCCCGACAUCGCCAUCACCCCCGCAGAGACGCCCUCCCCGGACGCGUCCUCCCACCACCUGUGUCACUACACGCCCAAGUGCUUCCUGGCCGUGCACAGAGCGUGCACGGGAGGCCAUCGAAACUCCGCUCGCUCCACUCCGUCACGCUACGGCGAAGAAGGCUGGCAUGACAGCACCUCCAAGACAACCAUCAGGGCUGACAACGAGGUGGAGGCCCACAGGGAGGCCAACAACUACAAGUUUGGCUUCCGGAAAUGGAUUGGGAAUGUGACGGAGAGACCCAUUGAAGACCGAUCAGACGUUGUUAAAGAGCUCUACUCCGACCUCAGCAUCAUUAAGCCCCAAGACGGUUCUGUGUUGUCAUUGGGCAACAUUGUUUACGUGCUUUUAUUCGGAUGGUGGAUGUCUUUGACCUACGUCCUCAUCUGUCCCGUCAUGUUUCUAACCAUCAUCGGCGCCCCCUACGGAAAACUGUGUUUCAAGCUGGCCUGGUACUUCAUUUGGCCAUUUGGGAAGUCCGUCGAGAAGGCCGGGGACUUGACUAGACAAACCACAAUGAAGCCACCGAGAUGUGAGGUCAUUCCCGAAGAGAGGGACUCCGAGGACACCAUCGGGGAAAAGGACUCCGGGCCUCUUCUAAUGUCCUCCCCUUUGCCCGUUGAGAUGCCGAUGCCACAACUGCCACUUAGGAGCGGAUCUAAACACUGGUGUCGUGUAAGCACCUACAUCUGGCUUCUCCUGGGCUACCCGGUCCUGGUAGUGGUCCACGUCGCGGCCUGCGUCCUCUCCUGGCUGCUGGUCUUCACCAUCCCAGUCUCCAAGAUGAACGCCCGCACGCUGGCCGUCGUCCUCCUUAUGGCGCCCGAGGACGUACACAUCCGCACCCUGGAAAAGACGCUUGGAUGCGAGACCAGAGUGAUCCUGUGCUGCUACCGCGCCGUCAACGUGUACUACUACAAAUACUCCGUGCACGGCAUCAACAUCUUCGCCAUCAAUCUUCUCCCUUUGGUAUUAAUUACUUUGAUUAGCGGAUACGCCGACAAGAGUCACAAGUACUUCAGCUCCGAGACCAAGUUCGCCACGGCCAUCACCUCCAUUAUUCCUCUGUCCUACUACAUCGGAAUGGGAAUCGCCAGCAUCUCGGCGCAGAGUAACUUUGCGGUGGGCGCCGUGGUCAACGCCACCUUCGGCUCCAUCACGGAAAUGACCUUCUACAUCACGGCGCUGCUGCAGGGCCAGCGCGCCGCCUCCAAGUGCUACGAGGAGAUCGUCAAAGCCGCCCUCACCGGCACCCUGCUGGGGUGCAUUCUCUUCAUCCCCGGAAUUUGCAUGAUCAUUGGAGGUAUUAAACAUCGGGAGCAGAGAUUUAACAGCCGGUCCGCUGGUGUGAGCUCAGCCUUGCUCUUCAUAUCCAUAGGAGGUGUGUUUGCUCCCACACUCUUCUCCAAGACCUUUGGGAACAUGGUGUGCGAGAGCUGCUCCAACAUUCCCGGGAAUUCCAGCGUGUCCUUCGUGUGCAGGGACUGCCACUACGAUAUGAGUAAAAGUGACCCACAGUUGAUUAUGUCCCACAUUGAGCCUCUGGUGUACACCAUCUCCGUCCUGCUUCCCACCGCCUACCUGAUCGGAUUGGUAUUCGCGCUAAAGACGCACUCACACAUCUACGACAUCCACAUCAGCGACGUCCAAGGGGGCCACCCCAACCCCCAGUACAUAGGCGGCGCUAGCGAGGGCGCCGCUCCUCCUCUCCUCGCCGCCAACUCGUGCAUUAAUGCCAGCGUGGUUGCCACCGCCAGCCACGUCGCCGCAGGUCAUCACGUGGUUCACUGGUCCCGUUGGAAGGCGCUAGCCGUGCUCAUCGUCGCCACGGUGCUGAUGGCGUGCUGCGCUGACCUCAGCACGGAGAACAUCGCCCCCAUGCUGACCCACUCGUCCAUUUCUCAGUAUUUCAUUGGCGUGACGGUGUUGGCGAUGGUGCCCGAGCUGCCCGAGAUCGUCAACGGGAUCCAGUUUGCGUUGCAGAAUAACAUCAGCUUGAGUCUGGAAGUGGGAAGUUGUAUUGCGGUGCAGGUGUGCAUGAUUCAAAUCCCUCUGCUCAUCCUCUUCAACGCCUUCUAUGAUGUGGGAUUCGUGCUGCUCUUCAGUGACAUCCAUCUCUGGGCGAGCAUCUUCAGUGUCAUCCUGGUCAACUACAUCUUCAUGGAUGGAAAGUGCGACUACUUUCAGGGGACUGCUCUGGUGGUGGUCUACCUCAUCCUUUUGGCUGUUUAUUUCUUUGCUCCUUCACCCCGCUCUUGUUAAAUCUGCUCAAUAGACACCCCAAAAAAUAAAAAUAAAACAAUUGUGAGCUGCACAGACGCUGGGAAUUUCCAGAUUUAUGUUUUUGCAUUUAAAUGUCGAUUUUUUUUCUAUUUAUUGGUUGGGAUUUACUGUCAAAAGGU